AUGGCCGACGGGACGGAUGCUCCCGUCAAUGGCAAACGGCGCCUCCCUCUCUUCCGGCGCUCCUCUCCAGACCGGCCCGUGGCUCGUCGACGCCAAUCGACCGUUCAUUGGCAUCGCGGUCUGCGAUCCCUGCUAUACUUGAUCGCUUGGAUAUUCCUCGUGCUGGUGAUAAUUGGCAAUGUCGCCAAUAAACCAGUUCUCCGCAGUACAUACUUCCUCUAUCUCGAUCUUUCCAACAUUAUCCCUUUAUCCGUGCCUAAUGCCGUCCUAAUCAAUUCCAUCGCCCGGUCCAUUGGCUUGCACGAUUUCUACCAGGUUGGCCUGUGGGGAUUCUGCGAGGGAUAUGACGAUGAGGGGAUUACUUCAUGCUCGAAACCGAAGACACUGUAUGCUUUCAAUCCGGUCGAGAUCAUUUUGAAUGAGCUGUUGGCUGGCGCAAGUAUUGCCCUGCCGAGCGAUAUUGAGGAGCCCCUUCACCUGGCCAAGGUCGCAUCCCACUGGAUGUUCGGCCUCUUCAUCGCAGCAGCAGUCUUGAACUUUAUCAUGAUCUUCUUCAGUCCCUUCGCCGUCUCCUCGCGACCCCCACAAUCUAUCAAAUCUUGGGUCUCCGGCGGCCAGGUGACGCCCUCGGGCAACCCACCCCACCGGCGCCGCACCUUCGUGCUAUUCCGCUCGUUCCCCUUCCUAAUCCUAGCCUUCUUCACCGCACUAUUGACUAUCGUCGCCUCGGCCGUUGCGACAGUAAUGUUCAUCAUCUUCGCCAACGUCUUCACAAACGCCGAUCCCAGCCUAAACAUCAAGGCCCACGUUGGCGUGCAAAUGCUGGUGUUUAUGUGGAUUGCAUCUGGAUUCAGCUUGAUUGCAUUCAUCGUCCAGUUCGGCUCUUGCUGUGCGUCGUGCUGCGGUGGCCACAAGGCCCGCAAGCAACUCAAGGCUCAGGGGGUUGAUUUGCGUGAGAAGAACUCUGUGCAACCGAGUGCCCCUGAUACGCCGGUGGAUCCCCAGGCGCCCCACGCUAUUACUAAAGAUUAA
Molecule: messenger RNA, 1032 nt
Organism: Penicillium cataractarum
Lineage: Eukaryota; Fungi; Ascomycota; Eurotiomycetes; Eurotiales; Aspergillaceae
Product: SUR7/PalI family protein
Exons: 2
Coding region: 1-1032 (343 amino acids)
Biological process (GO): fungal-type cell wall organization
Cellular component (GO): cell cortex of cell tip; plasma membrane
Source: RefSeq, a predicted model, not a curated record